CGUCCUUUCCAAUUCCGUUUUACUACCAAGUUACCCCACCUUGAUCCCAUACUCACCUUCACAAUGGGUCUAACUGGGAUAAGAAAUGUGUGUAAAGUCUCACUAGGCAUUCCCGCGGAGAAGCAGCCUCAGCUCCACAACAGAUGGCAUCCAGAUAUCCCCUUUGCAGGAUCAAUUAAGAAUGGGGAGACUGUGAAGAUUGAGUGCGUUGAUUGGACUGGCGGACAAAUCGGAAACAAUGACAGCGCAGAUGACAUGAAGAAUGUUGACCUCACUCGGAUCCAUUACCUCUCCGGACCAUUUGAGAUUGAGACUGCGGAGCCUGGAGAUGUCUUACUCGUUGAGAUCAUGGACGUUCAACCUUUCGAAGAUUCUCCAUGGGGGUUUACUGGGGUUUUCGACAAAAGCAAUGGUGGUGGGUUUUUGGAUGAGAUCUACCCUACUGCUGCCAAAGCCAUCUGGGACUUCGAAGGCAUAUAUUGUACCUCUCGCCAUAUCCCCCACGUUAAAUUCGCAGGCCUGAUCCAUCCCGGAAUCUUGGGCUGCGCUCCAUCUGCCGAGGUUCUAGCAACAUGGAACAAGCGUGAAGGAGAGCUCAUCGCUGCGAACAAGCUUGAUCGAAUUGUGGCGCAACCACCCAACGAGAUUAACGUUCAUGCCGGCUCUGCAUCGGAGGAGGUCAAAGCAAAAGUUGGCAAGGAGGGAGCUAGAACCAUCCCAGGACGGCCCGAGCAUGGUGGAAACUGUGACAUCAAGAAUCUGAGCCGUGGCAGUAAAGUCUACCUCCCCAUCCAUGUCAAAGGCGCCAAGUUCAGUGUCGGGGAUCUUCACUUUUCCCAGGGAGACGGCGAGAUCUCAUUCUGCGGUGCCAUUGAAAUGGCUGGUGUGAUUACCAUUAACUUCAAGGUCAUGAAGAACGGAAUGGCUGAUUUGGGGAUGAAAUCUCCACUCUAUCUUCCGGGACCGGUUGAGCCUCAUUAUGGACCUGGUCGCUACUUGACUUUUGAAGGGUUCUCUGUUGAUGAGCAUGGGAAGCAGCACUAUAUGGACGUCACGGUAGCCUACCGUCAAACCACACUCCGUUGCAUUGAGUACCUCCGCCGUUUUGGCUACUCAGAUUACCAAGUCUAUCUACUACUCUCAUGUGCUCCUGUUCAAGGUCAUGUCGCAGGAAUCGUUGACAUCCCCAACGCCUGCACAACUCUUGGCCUCCCAAUGGACAUCUUCGACUUCGAUAUUUCUCCCACGGGCGCAGCGAAGAGGCUCGACAUGGGCAGUUGCGCUUUCGAGACCGGUGUCAAGGAGGGUAAAGUAUCGCAGGGGGGCAAGAAUAGCGAGAUUAGUUGGGGUGGAGGGCUGACAUUUAAGGAGAAGGAUAUCAACGUUGUGGAGAGUUUGAAGGAGAAGUUUUAUGGUUCUAGUUCUUGAGCAAUGAGUCAGACGAUUAAUAUGCCAGAUUGCCAAGGUACAAUGUAGCCUUUGAAAAUCAUGCCAAUUCAUUUCAAUUCAUAAACACACGUCA
This is a messenger RNA of Hyaloscypha bicolor E, 1522 nucleotides long. RefSeq names its product formamidase-like protein. Lineage: Eukaryota; Fungi; Ascomycota; Leotiomycetes; Helotiales; Hyaloscyphaceae. The record is from RefSeq and is a predicted model, not a curated record. Gene Ontology annotation, molecular function: hydrolase activity, acting on carbon-nitrogen (but not peptide) bonds, in linear amides. Bases 64 to 1428 code for a protein of 454 amino acids. The transcript is spliced from 13 exons.